UAUAUGGUUUAAUGGCACAGAUUUGAAGGAAACUCUGGCCUAAUUUACUGGAAUUCAUCCAACAGUGAGUUUACAAUGCAUUGAACAAGCAUUCGUGCCUGCAUUUCUGUCCUAACAUUUACAAUUUUGGGAUUAAUUACCUUCACCUUCUCCACAGACAGAAAAUGGGUGUUCUCUAUAUGCGCACACUCUUCGUAGCUGUAAUAGCACUGAUCUUUAUAACCACAUAUGAUGCGAUCAAGCCCACCCAGAGGCCAAAGUAUCAGUACACCAAGAAGCCCCCACGAGAGAUGGUGCAGACUACUGUUUAUGUAGGCAAGCCUACUGUCACGGCACGGAUUGUGGACUACACCAAAUCAAGAGAGCGCUUCCCUGUGGUAGUCACAGAGAGCACAACAGUUCCUGCAGACAGCUAUAUAGAUUACCCUACAGACACCACUGCAUCCCCCACUGCAGCAAAAGACAACUACACACUGGACUAUAAUGAAUGCUACUUCAACUUCUGUGAGUGCUGUCCACCAGAGAAAGGUCCACAAGGUGUCAAAGGAGACCCUGGACUGCCAGGCAUACCUGGUGAAAAGGGAGAACCUGGACCCAAAGGUGUACCUGGCCCAAUAGGGCUGAAUGGAAUUUCAGGAUCUAGAGGAGAUAAAGGAGAGAAAGGUGACCAAGGAAACACUGGAUUCACUGGGUCUCCGGGCAUUCAGGGAAAAGCUGGAAUGAAAGGUGACAUGGGUAUUAAAGGUGAGAAAGGUGCGGCUGGCCUGCCAGGAUUUAAAGGUUCUAAAGGAGAAAAAGGAGACCCAAAUUUCAAUGUGUCAAAGGGUGAGUGGGGCGAGCCAGGUAAAGAUGGGCCGCCGGGACCCCAAGGCCUGACUGGUGAAAAGGGUGAAAAGGGAGACAGAGGAGAGUGCGGUUUGCUGGGUGAGAGGGGUCAGAAAGGAGAGCCAGGUGACCCUGGACCACCAGGUGUGCGUGGAGAUCCUGGCCCAUCUGGACAACACGGUAUGCACGGAAACCCUGGCAUCACUGGAGAACGUGGAGAACCAGGAAUUCCUGGAGUGAAGGGUGAGCCCGGAGGACGUGGCCCACCAGGACCCAAAGGACUGAGAGGUAUCCGGGGAAUUAAGGGUGAGCGCGGCCCCCAAGGUAAACGUGGCGACCGAGGUCUGCGUGGAAUAAAGGGUGCGAUGGGCAACAGUGAGAUGAGACUACGGUCCGCAUUCAGCGUUGGCCUGUAUCCAAGCAAGUCUUUCCCUCCUUCAGGAUUUCCAGUUCGCUUCGACAAGGUAUUCUACAAUGAUGAAAACCAUUAUGAUAUCGCCACCAGUAAAUUCAACUGCACCUACUCAGGAGUUUACGUGUUCUCCUACCAGAUCACAGUGAGGAACAAGCCUUUACGAGCUUCUUUGGUGGUGAAUGGGGUGCGCAAGGUGCGCUCAAGGGACACUCUGCACGGUCAAGACAUUGACCAGGCAUCCAACUUAGUGAUCCUUAAGAUAGUUGCUGGUGACCAGGUAUGGGUGGAGACCCUCAGAGACUGGAAUGGUGUCUACUCCAGCAGUGAAGAUGACAGCACCUUCUCUGGGUUUUUACUCUACCCUGACUAACAUCCUUUCCAUGAAUAAACCAGUGUGAAAUCCAUGCUGAACUUUACAUGACAUGGACAUGGGAGGAAUUCAUUGCUUCAUUGGUUAAAUGUAGUGUUGUUAGAGAGACAAAAGUCCACUGUGUAAACAUGCAUCAGUCAUCUUUGGGUGUCUUUACCAAGAAUCUUGCAAUUCUUUGGAUUUGAUUCUUUAUAGCCAUUCGAUCCCCUGUUGUUAAUCAUGUCAGAUUGGUUAAUUUGAUGUCAUAAUAAAAUAUUAUUA
Messenger RNA from Myxocyprinus asiaticus (Chinese sucker), 1871 nucleotides. It is a transcript of the gene otol1b, whose product is annotated as otolin 1b. Gene Ontology annotation, molecular function: protein binding. NCBI's taxonomy places the organism in Eukaryota, Metazoa, Chordata, Actinopteri, Cypriniformes, Catostomidae. The record is from RefSeq and is a predicted model, not a curated record. The transcript is spliced from 4 exons. Bases 165 to 1610 code for a protein of 481 amino acids.